Messenger RNA from Pseudomassariella vexata, 1305 nucleotides. RefSeq lists its product as uncharacterized. Lineage: Eukaryota; Fungi; Ascomycota; Sordariomycetes; Amphisphaeriales; Pseudomassariaceae. The transcript has a single exon. Gene Ontology annotation, molecular function: zinc ion binding. The record is from RefSeq and is a predicted model, not a curated record. Bases 1 to 1305 code for a protein of 434 amino acids.
AUGCCUCCAACCACUCGGCUCCAAAGCCGCGUCGAGCAGGACUCGAGCGCUGAGUCGGACAGUGACUCCAGCGAAUCCGUCUAUGACGAGCGCACAGGACGCUUGGUAUUCCCUUCGAAGCUUACUUAUUCUCUUGAGCGGCUUGACGCACAUGCUAGACAGGAAGUCAAGGACGCCCUGGACUCGCCAACGCAACUGGUGCUACAGGACUGCGUGUCAAGAGGCGGAGACCAGGCCAUGAUGAUCUUCGAAGUUACUGAAUUAGUCGACUACACCAUCAGGACGGGCACGGAGAAGAGCCAGUUUCCCACUCCGGAUUGCUCCUGUGAUGAAAAACCCACGUGCAGGCACAUCCUGUGGCUAUUCGACCAGGUGUCGAAGCAAGUCUUGGAUGAUGAUGGCGAGCCCCUGACACUGACCACCGGCGGGUAUGCGGCGGAACUCGGCAGACCUUACGAUGCGAUUUCUGACUUCCACCUCGACGUCCUGGCCGAAUCUCUUCACUCCCAGGUAUCCUCAAUGACGGGCCGUACACGUCCCAAUCCUCGACGAGUACAGGAAGUCCGCGAGAUCCUGGCUUCCCUCAACUCAACUCCCAUUGACGAAUACCGCCCUGAUCUCUUCCACAAUCCCCGGAUGAACCAGAAGGUCAUCAAGAGGCGGGACCUCGAAGGCACCAUUUUUCGAAUGCUGCUGCGCAACAACGAAUUCUUCCACUAUUUCCUCUCCUCCAUGAGAACCGACGAGCUUGUGAACAAUCCCUUCAGGAGACUCCAGCAACGAGCAGACGCUGCCUUUAAGUGCUUCGACGCGUACGCCCAAGACGAAUCACAGUGGGCGUCAGCCAAGCCCAAGAAUGCCGUGUGGUGUUCGAACCACCUGGUGCUCAUCAUGAACCAGGUGCACACCAUUGUCGCACAUGCGAUCCGGGCAUUGGCUGACUGGAAGUAUCGAGGAGCUGCUCGCGUUCUAGUCCAUAUUCUCGAGGGAGUUGCUGUGCGCAACAGAGAUGUCGGUCCGCAAAGUCAAGCCAAGGCACAGCGAAACCUGUUCUUCAGAUUGAUCGGCGACAAGGAUAGGGACUUCGUGCUCAACGUUUUCAAAGAUAUGCCACCCAACGCAUUCAGUCAGCUUAUUGGAAACCUAGAACAGGUUCUAGGCGAAAUCAGCAAGCAUGGCCCUCCCGUCACCUAUGUCGACAAGCUAGCCAAUCACAUCAAACGGUCGCGGAGUUCGGGUGCCAAUACCUCUGGUUCGAAGCGCCAAGGCGGAGGCCAAGAUAGGAGCGCGAAACGGAUGAAGUAA